AUGGAUGACCACGAUAAAUCGCUAAAGCGCAAACGAUUACUGUCCGAUCCAGGUGAUGAGCAUGACCUCGAUACUGCGGAAGUGUGCCCGCCGAGCAAACUGGCCGAAGAAGCGUCCCCCUUGUGUUACGGCACCAUACUUGACGCGACAAUACGAGUACGCCAAUGGCCUGAUGCUGGAAACGAUAGCGGUGAGCCCUUGUCAUUCGAUCGCCACCCUGUUGUUGCCCAAGGCCUGGCUUACGGACUCACUUCCCACGAUACCGUGUUUGCCGUCUUCAACAAAACAUCCUCUCAAUAUAUGCACCAUCUUUCUGAAAUAGAAGGGGUUCACCUCGAAGGGCUGAUCAAUCACGGGCGGUUUCUUGAAUCCCGGGCGAAAGGCGAGACUACUGUAAAGGUGGGCGUUAACGUCUACGGUAACAGAGCAGGUGCCACCAAGGCCGGAGAGGUGCUCUCCUCGUUCGGGGUAUAUCUACAACAGCCAACAAGCGAGAUGGAACACGUCACGUACUAUAAUCCCCACUUCCUGCAUGUGGAGGGAUUGUUGGGCUUGGGUCCGGUCCAGGAGACGCCGAGGUUUGAGAUGGAUACUCAGGUUAACGCAGCGGACCGAGGAUUGGGAUCCCAAAGCCCUGCGACGCCGGUACCUGAGCAGGGUGACAAUGCUACGGAGAUCAGUAAUGUUCUCAGCUCGCUUUCUCACCAUGCAAUCUUGAGCAAAAAAGCUGGCGCAAUGGCGUUGAAGUCACAACUCAAAGACUACCAGAUGGAAGCACUAGACUUUAUCUCCAGGCGCGAGUCUGGAAAGCUGCCGCCUGAACUCACAUUGUGGGCAGAAGCCGAGGAUGAGCACGGAGAACAAAUUUAUGAGCACACCAUCAUCGGUGCUAGAAGACCACAUCGGUCAGAUACCAAGGGGGGAAUUCUCGCCGACGAGAUGGGGGUGGGAAAAACUAUUGUUGCGUUGGCAACUAUAGCGGCAUCACUUGAUCGCGCCUCGGACUUUGCAACGAGAGGCCCCGAAGACGGCACAUUCGACAGUGAACGGCGGCGAUCAAAAGCUACCUUGGUCAUUGCACCAUCAUCUCUUCUCAUAGAUAGUUGGGUUGAUGAGAUACGAAAACAUAUCUACCCCGGACACAUGACAUUCUACAAGUAUCACGGCCGACAGAGACAGCAAGACGCAAACCUGCUCUUUGAGCGAGACGUGGUCUUCUCGACCUACGCAACACUGGCUAGCGAGCCGGACCGAGGUCUGGGUAUUCUCAACAGUGUGGAAUGGUUUAGAAUAGUGUUGGAUGAAGCCCACGAGAUCCGCAACACCACAACCAAGCAGUUCCAUGUAGUCUUCAACCUUGCCGCACAGCAUCGUUGGUGUCUGACCGGCACGCCUAUCCAGAACUCUGUGGAGGAUCUUGGCGCACUCAUUUCUUUCUUGCGUGUCCCUAUGCUGGAAAAGCCCUCGACAUUCCGCAGGUACCUGCUCAGCCAGGCCCGCCAGGGCACUCGAAAUUCGUUCAAGAACCUAAGACUCCUCUUGAACUCGAUUUGUCUCCGGCGGACCAAGGAUGUAGCUGGAUUGUCCGACCCCAUCCUCCAGACGAGGGUCUUGUCGCUCACAUCGACCGAGAGGCGAGACUAUGUGGAGCUGCUGGACCAGCUCCGAAGACACGUCGACAUGGACGUCAGCGGGCACACGACAAGAGGCAGCAGCACACGUAUGCUGCAGGGGAUACUGAAGCUGCGGCUCUUCUGCAACAACGGUUUUAUGGGCCGGGGCGCAUCAAGAAUGCCGUUCGACGCGGACGAGGUGCUGAGCUGUCUCCAGCAGACAGGCCAGGCGUCGUGUGUUCUGUGCUCGCGCACAAUAUACUCCAUCAGCCGCGUCCCCGAUACAGACGGUGGCUGCCCGCUGGAGCCAUGUUCUCACCUCGCCUGCAGAGACUGCGCCGUGGGGCUCAGCAGUAAGAAGCAGUGCCCUCGCUGCGCCGAGGGGGAUAGUGGCUCCAGCAUCCAGGGCAUACUCCACAGUAUGAAGGAGUUCGAGGAACAGGACACGUCUGCCCCUGGCCUCGCCGGCCCAUCCCAAGGGCCAGUGUACCCGUCCAAGCUGCGUGCCUUUGUGGAAGAUAUCCAGGCCCAGGUGGCCGUGAAAAGUAUCGUAUUUUCCUUUUGGAAGACGACACUCGAUCUCGUCAGCCAGCUCCUGGAGGCCCAGGGAUUGGGCUGUUUUAUGAUCCACGGCUCACUCCCACUAAGCCAACGACGACAGAUUCUGGAUAGAUUCCGGUCUACUGAUGAUGCCCAUAUACUCCUGAUGACGCUGGGGACAGGAGCAGUUGGACUCAACCUCGCGGUCGCGUCAAGGAUCUAUCUCCUGGAGCCGCAGUGGAACCCGCAGCUUGAGCAGCAGGCGUUCGGGCGAGCUCAGAGGCUGGGACAGACGGAACAGGUCACCAUUGUUCGCUACAUCAUGAGAGACACGGUUGAGGAUAGCAAUGUCUGGCCGAGGCAGGCCAAGAAACUGCGAGACGCGACAAGAGGCUUUGAGAAGUCGGGAGGAAAGACCGGAAAAGGUCACGAACAGGAUCUCCGUGAUGUCUUUAUCCACGCAACCCCGGCCGCGGUGCGCAAGGAGGGGAUGCCAUCUAUCUCAGAAUUGUGCAGCCAGGAGUGA
Messenger RNA from Diaporthe batatas, 2679 nucleotides. RefSeq lists its product as uncharacterized. The transcript has 11 exons. The record is from RefSeq and is a predicted model, not a curated record. The coding region runs from base 1 to 2679 and encodes 892 amino acids. Gene Ontology annotation, molecular function: ATP-dependent chromatin remodeler activity; ATP binding. NCBI's taxonomy places the organism in Eukaryota, Fungi, Ascomycota, Sordariomycetes, Diaporthales, Diaporthaceae.